AUGCCGCCGCCUCGCGUGACAGCCUUCCUUUCCCACCGUUCCACCUGUAGCUGUCGCAACCCCCGACCCAGCACACGACCUCGCUCUGGACUACAACCACGACCACAGCCCUGUCACAAACCAAGCCCACGCAUAUUAUUCUUCUCGACAAGCACCCGCGUCUCACGGGAACCAAACUACUACGAAAUCCUGGACAUCCCCAUCACCGCAACAGCAGCGGAAAUCAAAAAACAAUUCUACGCCCUCUCCCUCCGCCACCACCCAGACCGCAACCGCGACGACCCCACAGCUAGCCAACGCUUCGCCCGCAUCUCCGCCGCAUACAACGUCCUCGGAAACGCCUCCAAGCGCGCCAGCUACGACCGCGACCACGGCUUCCAUCACCUCCACCACCAUCACCAUCACCAUGGGCGCGCACCCGGCCAGCACCCAAUGGGCAGCCACAGCAGCUACACCGCGAACCUGCACCACCAGCGAGGCGAGAGCUACGCAGGUUCACGGCCCGCCAGCGGGCUGAGCAAGCGCCGCGGACCGUUCCGGGGCCCGCCGCCGAGUUUCUAUGAGCAGGGCGGUGCCGGUGCAGGAUCAGCUGGUGCAGGCGGGUUUGCAUCCUCAAGUGCUGGCACUUCACAACGAGCUGCCCAUGGAUUCGAUCCCGAGGAUCCCACUGCGUUCAUUGACCGCAACCCGCUCGGCCACUUUAAUGCCCGCGGCCAUUUCCGUACACAGACUGCUGAGGAUGCGCGGCGGCGCGAGCGCAGGACGCGGGCGAUGCGCGCGACCAUUCGGGACGAGUACAUUGGCGGCGGGCCCGGCGAUUUCGUGCUCCGGUUUCUGGUGGUGUGUGGCAGUUUGGUUGUGGCUGGUGCCAUGACCGGUUUGUUCAAGUGGCCGACUACGUCUGGGUCGACGGCCAGUACGUCUAGUUCUGGGUCAAGUAGCGAGAGCAAUAAAGUGGCUAGGCGUCGGCGGGAGGCCAUGUCCGUGUCGUCUUGA
This is a messenger RNA of Penicillium alfredii, 996 nucleotides long. RefSeq lists its product as uncharacterized. The transcript has 3 exons. The record is from RefSeq and is a predicted model, not a curated record. Bases 1 to 996 code for a protein of 331 amino acids. Lineage: Eukaryota; Fungi; Ascomycota; Eurotiomycetes; Eurotiales; Aspergillaceae.